CUUUAAACCGCUGCAAAGCGAAUACAUUCAAAACAGGGUGCAGUGUCGGUCAAAGACUUAGUCUGGUUAAGAAUUAUUUAGUUCAUCAGAAUAGAACAAUUCAUUUUAGAGCAAAAGUGCCCUAUUUAAAGAGUGUAUCAUUCAAUAGGAUAUGCACACACAGGUACAGUUUUCAUCGCCACGCUAUAGUUAGAUGAAUCAGUUUUCUUUUUUAUCCAAUUAGGCAGUAUUGCGUUAUUUUAUAUCUUUAUUUUUUACCAAUACAUACUUUGAAUUUCUAAAAUUAAAAAUAUUUAUUUCUUUUAAGAGAAAAUUGUAUUCAGUUUUAAUCUGUGUAGCAGUUCAAGGUAAAGCGUCAUUACAAAAGAGUUUCAAUUGAACUAUUGAAAUAUGUGCUCAUACAUUUCGUACUAUCUUCGACUCUGAGUUCUGAAUGUACGUACAAUGGCAAAUAAAGCCUAUUAAUAAUAAUAGAAAAUAUUAUUUAUCGCAUAAAUUGGUCUUUGAGUUUAGAUUCCGGCAGAGAUCAUGAUAACUAUAUCAUUCAUCCUGAUGGCAUUCAUUGGAGAGAUAUGGCCAUGUGAUCAGGCAUGGAUGAAUAUUCAGGGAGAGGUGGGAGCUUCAAACUAUUUUGCAAAGGUUUUGGCAGAAGGAGUUCAUUGUACAAGGUUUGGAAUCAUAUAGUAUGCAUUCAUACAUAUGUGUGAGUAACAAAGUAACAAUACAAAUAUAAAUAAAAACUAACAUAAACUAUCAAUAAGUAUCGUAUAUGUAAGUAAGGCAAAUAAUAUUUGGGAGAAAAAAAAUAAUAACAUUAUUCCUCUUCACACAUUUUAGCUAACUGGUAAAAAUUAUUAAUCCCUUCUAUAUACAUUGGAUCGAGAAUGAUCAAUACAUUGAAUGUGGGGGCCUUAAGAUAUAGAAGAAGACGAUUAGUUCACCCUAUUGUUAAUUAUUAAUAUUACCAAACAAAUAGUAAGGUAAGCUGGACAUUUUGAAAUAUUGCAUGUACACAUGUAUAAACUAUGAACAUCUUUACACUUAAGAUCCUAAACAAUCAAAUUUGAAGGACAUUUCAUAUUCCUUUUUUUUACAUUAACUAAUACAUCAUUUAAGACUAAUCUUAUUUUAUUGCAUACUACGAAUCUUUCUUGUAUCAACAGAUUAAUGAACGGAUUAUUCGAUGAGACCAUACAUUCUUUCACAAUGCAUUAUGAUUGGAUAGGAGAUGUACGAAUUGCUAAUUCUGUAACAUAUUUCAAAGGUGCCUCAUUUGAGAAUUUGACACCUUAUACUUGUCACCACACUGCAAGCACGCAAAGCAUAAUGUGUGAAAGAAUAAAUCUUUAUAUGUGUUCAGCCAUCAUGACAGAUGCAGUGUGCUGCUCACGAUCGAAUGCGAUACUCUGGAAUAAGAACAAUGAGUUUUUAUAUUCUUCUGAUUUCACGAACCAUAGCUCAAGGUGCAUUAAUGCACCCAUUUUACUUUAUUUCAUAUUCUACGAGCUAGAAACGAGGACCUCUGUCAACAUAUUAUCAUCGACUCCAUCGACGCCAUCGACAACUUCGACAACAUUGACACCAUUGAUACAGAUCACAUCCCAAGCACAAGACAAAGAUCACACCUCUAGCGGACUAAUCGUCGGACUGACUCUAGGAGCAGUUCUUGUGAUUAUUAUUGCAAUCGCCGUGUUCGUAUUUUGGAAAAAACGAAAAACUAUCAACCGGGCCACACAUGUUUCCAGCAAUACAUCAACUUCGAGCAACGCCCAUCAAAAAAGCAAUAUACGACUAGAUAACCUUUACAAUAAUAUCCCGAUUUUGCGCAUGUUGCCACUGUUCAAGAAAAAAGAUGGUGGGAAAAUAUCCAACAGAUGCCAAGGUCCAAAAGAGCAAAAAGAAGAUCAUGGCAAAUUAAAGGAAGAAAAUGGAAUAACUCGAAAGUCAGAGGUAUUAGACAAAAGCAGGCAGAGUAACGAGUAUGAUGUCUACACUUGCAUGGACAAUGAAUGUUCAAAAAACCUGGAUGAUAAUCUGAAGUGCGGUCAACAAUAUCAAUGCUACCAAAACAAUGGGGAAAGCAUUAAACACAUUGACGAUUAUCAAAAUAUUGACCAGAAAGAUCAACGAAUUCCGGAUUAUAAGACCAAUGACCAGACAGGUAAAUUAAAUCAGGAUUAUGAAACCAUUGACCAGAUCUGUCAGCAAAUUCAGGAUCAUCAGAUCAGUAAACAGAAAGGUCAACAAAGAAGCGACCAUGCGACCAUUAACCACGAUGUAAUGCUAAGUAAAACUUAUACCAACACUGACCAGGUUGAUGACAAAGUUUAUUCAACAAUCUACCAACAAGCCGAGCCAUCAGAAUCUGAACUAGCUAAUGAAACAACAGAUACACCGAGCUCACAGGCACAUGUUAAGACAACCCCAGACGCACGACUUGGUAAUAAAAUGCCAUGUUUAACAACUCCUUGCAGUGGUUUACUGCCAGACGAGAUCUCAUCACCAACAUACUUUGUUUUGGAAUCUGUUGCAGAGUUGGGACCUUACUCUAUGGCCCGCCCCAUCUCCUCCGACGAUAAGAUAUAGUUUGCUAUGGUUAUAAGGACAUUUAACGAUCAAAACAUAGUCUAACACAGUGGUUCUCAACCUUCUUAAUGCCACGACCUUUUAAUACAGUUCCUCAUGUUUUCGUUGCUACUUCAUGAAUAUGUAUGUUUUCCGAUGGUCUUAGGCGGCCCCUAUGUAAGGGUUGUUCGUAACCAAAAGUGGUCGCGACAAACAGGUUGAGAACCACUGAUGUAACAGAAAUGGUUAAGUAAGCAUAUGGACACUUAAAGAACAAAAAAAAUUAUAAUUUUUAUGUAACAGAAGUUCAUUUUAGAUUUAAAAAUAUUUUUCUACCUUGUUGUGAAUAGUUUUAAUCAUUGUAUUACAUUGUGCCUAACACGCUUUAAAAGAAGGGCAUCAACUCUUCAAUAUAUUUUUAUGGAGAGUUUCCUAUAACUUUAACUUAGGGUUUUCAAAAUGAAUAACGUGAAAACUAGAAAGAGGUAAAUGUUAAAUUCAAUUUUUGUUUAUAUACCCGUGAUAGCUGCUGAAGAUAGAAUAUUAAACGAUCAGUACUGCUGAUCUCAAGACACAUUCGUGUUAAAGUUCAGCAUACUUGUGUCGAUUCUCAUUUCUAUCUUGAAACAGAAUCAUGUCUGACAGCUUCAUUUCAAUUUCGAUGUUUCAGUAAUGGCAGUACAUAAAGAUCAUGUAUUUUGUUCUUAUACAAAAAGAAAUAGCUAUUACAGAAAAAAGAACUUCAUACAAAAGUUGAAUAGGUUUAAACAGGAAGUAAAUUAAAGGCCAACUUUUCGUGUUGUCAAUCAAGACAACACGUUAUUUAUCUUUGGCUAACGCUAGACACGGGG
This is a messenger RNA of Lymnaea stagnalis (great pond snail), 3416 nucleotides long. Lineage: Eukaryota; Metazoa; Mollusca; Gastropoda; Lymnaeidae. The record is from the annotation of a GenBank genome assembly.